CGAGCUUUCAAUUGCUGAACAGCAGUUCCUAUAUACAAUCAUGUUUCCAUUCAGUUUUCCACAAAGGUAAUGGCAAGCUCCGACCACUGAACCCUCGCCAACCGGACAAGUGACACGUUUCGAGAGUAUAUUUCGGCUGAUUAUAUGCUUAUGUUGAAUGAUAUAUCACCCAUUCGUGAAACAUACGCGUACCAGAGAGGAAUAGUUGUACAAUUUUGUGUAGAUCAGGUGUAUCGCCUCUAUUUUACUUGAUUCAGGAGCUUUACUUGAAGGAAAAAAAUCGAAUUCUUUGUCAGCCGUUUCUCAGUGAUUUUCUCAACAAAAAGUGUUGUAUGAUAAAUAAGCUUUGAUUUUGUCGGAAUGCAUUUUUCAACAUUCGCUACAAUAUGGUGGUCAUAAAAGUGCUCAUUUUCAAGAAUCCUUAAGGAACCAACAAUAGAAUAAGUAUUUGAGUCCGCACGGAAGAUAGUGUAGUUAAUUCAGAGAAAUCAAUGAUUCUACGGAACUUCUGAAAAGAAGAUUAUAUUGAUUUUCUAGUAUUCUCCCAUACACACGUACCGCUGGUGGUUGAUUUGCGUCAAAACACUUGUAUCCCUUGUGUCAUAUAUAAAUCUCCGACUGCGUGUAUAUUUGAAGAAAAAUAGGAUUAACAUCUGGUGCUACAACAAACAUCCCUGCAAUAUGUUACUCAGAUUGUAUCAUAUUUUCGCGGGGUUGUUCCUGUGCUCUGCACUAGCCGUCAUUAAUGGGAAGCCAUCAUCCAACAAUGUUUUUACAAGCUCCUUUCUGGUAAAAUUCAAACGGAAUGAAAACGCUCAACUGGCACAAGGAAUAGCCGAACGGAAUGGUUUUAUUAAUCUCGGAGUGCUCCCUGGUAGCUCCGGAAGAGAAUAUCACUUCAAGCACACAGGAUUGCCCCAUGCUAGAACCCGUCGUAGCAUAACACACGUCCGCGUAUUGAAAAAGCAUCCACUGGUACAAACUGCUAUUCAACAAGUUGGAUUCAAACGCGUUAAACGCGGUAUGCGCCCUGCUAUCCCUGCCGUAUUCAUUCCGGACAAAACAGAUCCUAACGUGGGAAAAACACCAACCGAUCCUUAUUUUCCGAUGCAAUGGUACCUACGCAAUACUGGUCAAAACGGUGGAAAACCUCGUCUCGAUCUCAACGUGCAGGCAGCAUGGGAUCAAGGAAUAACAGGGAAAAACGUUACCACAGCUAUUAUGGAUGACGGUGUUGAUUACAUGCAUCCAGAUCUGAAAUUCAAUUAUAAUGCAGAAGCUAGUUAUGAUUUUAGUAGUAAUGAUCCAUAUCCAUAUCCGCGUUAUACAGAUGACUGGUUCAAUAGCCACGGAACUCGAUGCGCAGGAGAAGUAGCGGCCGCCAGGGAUAACGGAAUUUGUGGAGUUGGUGUUGCCUAUGAUUCAAAAAUCGCUGGUAUACGAAUGUUGGAUCAACCAUACAUGACAGACUUGAUUGAAGCUAAUUCAAUGGGUCAUGAGCCCCACAAAAUACAUAUAUACAGUGCUUCGUGGGGUCCUACUGAUGAUGGCAAAACGGUCGAUGGUCCACGGAAUGCCACAAUGCGAGCCAUUGUCCAAGGAGUAAAUGAAGGACGGAACGGGCUCGGUAAUAUCUAUGUUUGGGCAUCGGGUGAUGGCGGGGAAGAGGACGAUUGCAACUGCGAUGGAUAUGCUGCAUCCAUGUGGACUAUUUCAAUAAACAGCGCAAUCAACGAUGGACAGAAUGCUCAUUACGAUGAAAGUUGCAGUUCAACACUUGCUAGCACUUUUAGUAAUGGUGCGAAGGAUCCAAAUACAGGCGUGGCGACCACUGAUCUGUAUGGUAAAUGUACCACCACACAUUCUGGCACCAGCGCUGCAGCACCCGAGGCAGCGGGAGUUUUCGCUCUAGCUCUGGAAGCCAACCCAUCCCUAACAUGGCGUGAUAUUCAACAUCUGACCGUACUAACAUCAAAGAGGAACUCAUUGUUUGACGCCAAAAAUCGUUUCCAUUGGACUAUGAACGGGGUCGGUUUGGAAUUUAAUCAUCUAUUCGGCUUUGGCGUAUUAGAUGCUGGAGCAAUGGUUUCUUUAGCUAAAAAAUGGCGUACUGUUCCACCUCGCUACCAUUGCGAAGCCGGUGCUAUCAUAGACGUUCACCAAAUUCCAUCCACAGGGUCGUUGAAGUUGCAUAUUAAAACUGAUGCUUGCAGAGGGUCCGACACGGAAGUUCGUUAUUUGGAACAUGUACAGGCUGUUAUCACCGCAAAUGCAACAAGAAGAGGAGAAUUAGAAUUUUUCGUCACGUCUCCGAUGGGUACAAGGUCAAUGAUUCUCAGUCGCCGUUCUAACGAUGAUGAUCGUAGAGAUGGCUUUACUAAAUGGCCCUUUAUGACUACACAUACCUGGGGAGAAUAUCCAUACGGCACAUGGCUGUUAGAGGCAACAUUCAACUCUAAAGAACCACGCACGGGCUGGUUGAAAGAAUUUUCGUUGGUUCUACACGGCACGAGGGACCCACCGUACAGAAUGCUAUCUCCAGCUUCUCCCCAUUCCAAGUUGGCGAUUGUGAAGAAAGCUCACGAGGAUCAGGAUAAAAUAUAAGAAUGUUUCUGCAGGUGAUUUUUAAAUUUCAACCAAAAAACAGUGAUGAAAACAGUUAUGCGAUGCGAAAUGCUAUUGGUCAUUCUUUCGGUUAUUACCGUGAGGGUUUCUUAUUUAGACGAUCGUUUCCAAAGUUUAUCGCGCUCAACACAUGAAGUAUAUUAAAACACACCAGAAGCAAAAAUUGCUUUACAAUAAUUUACCCAGUGCUAUCGAAAAUAUUGUCAAACCUAUAAUAUUGUCUAAAUUCAGAGGAAUAAAAAAUAUCCAAACAAUGUUUUCCAUGAAUAUUUAUUAGCCAUUCGUGAAGAUAUUCAUGUAAAGAUAUUCUAACGUGACAAAUUCCAACCAUGCCGAAUGUUUCAGUUGGCUUGGUUAUUUAUAAUAGCCAACGAAUUUCAAUUAUGGAUAAAUUUUACAAUAUUUAUUGUGAAUUGUUCUCUCAAGACAAAAAAAAACACAUUUCUGAUCUUUGUAUCGCCAAUAUUUACGUUUAUUCGAAUUUUUCAUAUAAGUUUUUUAUAUUUCGAUUUUCAUAAGCAGUUAAUCCGUUCUAGAUUCUUACUCCAGAUUAUUAUAGAUAUGAAAGCUCAAGCUAGAAUCAGUUCUAUCCGUUAUAAAAUUAUUUUGAACAUUGGAAACAAAACUCCUGACUAUAGUAUAUAUCGCAUUCUCUUGAGAGGCAUAAGUUUCCUCUAGUUGGUUAUGUAUAUAUCAAGAGGGGAAACUCAAAUUAUGCAGAAAGCAUUUGAAUGUAUCAAUGAUGAAGUAAAUCAGUAAACGUGUUGAAUCACAGAAGCAAUCAUAAAUAAAUGAGUGGCAUUAUCAUGCACAUACGACAAGUUCAAGAUAAUUGUAUUAUUUUACCACUCUUUUCAUAACUACACUUAUUUGUUUCGUUUUUAGGAAGGAUGAUUACACAGAUGUCAAACGCAAAAUGGUAAUUUCCAAGUUUGGAAGCCAACACGUUGACCAAAUGGAUUUAACGGUUCCAAUUUAUUUUAUUUUGAUACAUUGAAUUAUCUGAUUCAGCAUGUUAUUAAACCAUAUGAUAGAGAAGAUAUUUUUUAUACAAAGCCCAGGUUUUAGCGCACUGUGGUUCUCUUUUUCUACCUAUUCACAUUGUAUUUUAGAGAGUAAAAGUAAUGACAUAUUUUCAUCGCUCAAACAUUGUAUAGGCCUGCGCAGGUAAUAGUACAGAGAAUGAAAAAUUCAGAAUACACAUAUGAUAUAAGAAUUGUAUAAACAACGCAUAACUUUUUUGUACAAUACUUGUGUUUUUAGGGGCCAAACAUUUGUUAGACAUUCCACUCUGCUAUUUAUUUGAAGAGAAAGCAUUACCUGAGCAGGAAACAAAAUAACGUAUAUAAAAGAAAACGUUUCUACUGAAACAUAUAUGAUUUUGCGCAAAAUAGAGAAAUUGAUGUUAAUUUAAUUGAUAACGAAUAACUUCUAUAAACAAACAAAAAAUGACAGAAUAAAUUAUCUUGAAAUGAAUUAA
Molecule: messenger RNA, 4105 nt
Organism: Toxorhynchites rutilus septentrionalis
Lineage: Eukaryota; Metazoa; Arthropoda; Insecta; Diptera; Culicidae
Gene: amon
Product: neuroendocrine convertase 2
Exons: 11
Coding region: 682-2604 (640 amino acids)
Biological process (GO): protein processing
Cellular component (GO): trans-Golgi network; Golgi membrane
Molecular function (GO): serine-type endopeptidase activity
Source: RefSeq, a predicted model, not a curated record